Molecule: messenger RNA, 1008 nt
Organism: Cuscuta epithymum
Lineage: Eukaryota; Viridiplantae; Streptophyta; Magnoliopsida; Solanales; Convolvulaceae
Source: the annotation of a GenBank genome assembly
UAUUCUUUGUAUUGCUAUAUAUAAACCUUUCUUACUUCAACAAGACAUCCAUUCCUCAUCAUCUCUGUCAAUUUCUAUUCCAAAGAAGGGCUAACUUUCUCUCUCCAUCACAGCCGCCAUUAAACCUUAGAUCAAUAAAAAGCUGAUCUCCUUAUUUCGCUAAAGGUUGUCAGUUGGAACAAUCAAGUUUUCUAACAUCAUCUGAAUGGCUGUUGAUCAGUAUUUUGGACAUGAACUGAGAUCAAUCUCAGAAGCAAUAGAAGGGUCUGAGAAGAAGACUUCUGCUUGCUUUGACUGUAAUAUUUGCUUGGAUUUUGCAAAUGAUCCUGUGGUCACACUAUGUGGACACCUUUAUUGUUGGCCAUGCAUCUACGAGUGGUUCAACGUUCAGGAUCGUUCGGACAAUCAUCUUCAAUGCCCCGUUUGCAAGACUGAACUAUCACUUACAUCUGUGGUUCCUCUCUAUGGCAGUGGCAAAAAGGUGUCUGAAUCUGAUCAGGAAACCAAACUUUCUUCCCUAAAGGUACCUCCAAGGCCAUCUCCUCCAUCCUUGACGGUCCCGACCUCUCCAAGGCUUUCAUAUCUUAGUAGUAAUUUCAAUCACGGGCCUGUAAAUAAUGCAUCGCCCUCAUUCAGCCUUGGAAUGAAUCAGAAUGUGGAGAUUGUGUAUGGUAGGGUGUUUGGGAACUCGGGAGGCAUGUAUUCAUACCCGCUUUCGGGAAAUGGCAGCCCGAGGUUGAGAAGGCAAGAGAUGCAGGCGGAUAAGUCACUAAACAGGAUAACAAUUUUCCUUUUUUGUUGCCUCUUUCUAUGCCUACUGUUGUUUUAAUUUCAUCCAAUUUCUAUUGGAGUGUACACAAUGUGUAAAAAGAUCCGAUUCGGAUCAGGGAAUUAUACUGAUGGUGUAGUGUUCUUUCACGGUGGUUGUGCGUCCAUUUUGAUUGAUAUACAAUGCUACGACUUGUCAUAAAAAAACUUCAACUGUUCUUCAUUUUUACAAAAUGCUCC